AUGUCAGACCCAGACUCGCAGACUACCAAUUUCCCCGACCUUCCUCCGGCGCCUCCUUCGCGAGUCGUCGGUCAAGGUUACUCUACCAGUCAUCCAGUACCGACCAUACAAUCAUAUCGCGACACUCAAGCAAAGCACGACGAAGAAGCCAGACAAUAUGCUGAGAUUGUCGAUGCCAGGCGAAAGGAAGCUGAGGAGAGGCAAAGAGCCAACGAAGAGGAACACAACGAAACGGGGGAUGACGAGGACCACACGGAUCGCCCAACUGUCCCUGAUGUGAAUGAGGAUAUCAAAGAAGAAGCAAAAGGAGAUUCUGAUGGGCAAAAGCAUACACUUCAUCGGAAGAGAGAUGCUGUCAAGCAUGAACCACCGACUGAGAAGCAGAGAAUGAUGGAACAGAUGACUGCCAAUCAGCGCAGCCCCACCGAUCGUUUCAAACACGCUGAAAAGGGUCAGCGUCGGGUACGAGACCCGAUCACUGGCUCAGAAAUCAUCGUCAAGGAUGCUGAUCCGAAGGACUUUGACGCUACCCAGCCUCGAACUCACGGUUCUAACAUUCUGUACCACCCCUUUCCGCCUGCACGUCCCGCGUCUCUCGAAGCUCUCCUUUCCAAGCUGAGGUUAACUUCCUACUUGGCAGGAGGUAGCAUGUUCCUCGUCUGGCUUUCUGUCGCAUGGGGCUCUGGCUUCACACAGUUCAUUUGGCGUAGCACACUAUGCGGGGCUAUCGGAUUCGCCUUGAUGACUGGGAUCAAUAUCGUGAUGCGAGGCGUUGAUAAAGAAGUUGAACGAGUCCGUCAAGACUUGCACCGACAGCGCGGAGAAAGCUUCUCUCCUCCCAUGCCGGAAAGUGUGGAAUGGUUGAACGGGCUAAUCAAGCUGGUGUGGGGUCUGGUCGAUCCUUCUUUGUUCAUCUCUGUCGCCGACAUGGUUGAAGACAUCCUUCAGCAGUCUCUCCCCUCGUUCGUCGACGCUGUAAGAAUCACAGACAUCGGACAAGGAUCGAACCCAUUCCGUAUCACGUCAAUCAGGGCGCUACCGGAUCAGCCAGGAGAUGAAGGGUAUCCCAAGACAUCUUGGAUCAAUCAAGGCAACGACGACAUUCCCACCAAGGACACUGCUGGCAAGGAGCUCAAGGAAGACCAAGCCGGAGACUACUACAACUUUGAGGUCGCCUUCUCGUACGCGGCUCUGCCCGGUCAAGGUGCCCAUCUCCGGGCCAAGAACAUCCAUCUCCUCAUUGAAUUCUUCAUUGGGAUGUACGACUGGUUACACAUCCCUGUGCCCAUUUGGAUUCAGGUCGAGCAAGUCAUGGGCAUCGUUCGACUUCGAGUGCAAUUCAUCCCUGAACCUCCUUACGUCCGCAACCUGACAUUCGCCCUAUGUGGUGUGCCCUCCGUGGAGGUAUCGGCAAUCCCAAUGUCCAAACACCUCCCCAAUGUCCUCGACCUGCCAUUCGUGUCGAGCUUUGUCAAGAUGGGCAUUGCCGCCGGAACCGCAGAGUUGUCCGUACCCAAGUCGAUGACUUUGAAUCUGCAGGAAAUGCUCUCGGGAGCCGCUGUGGGCGACACUCGUGCGAUUGGUGUCUUCGUCAUCACUGUGCACCACUGUGAGGGAUUAUCCGCUCAAGAUAACAACGGGAAGUCAGAUCCAUACAUCGUUCUCGCAUACGCCAAGUUUGGAAAGCCACUGUAUUCCACGAGAAUCAUCCUUGCAGAUCUGAAUCCUGUCUUUGAAGAGACAGCAGUGCUUCUCUUGACCAUGGACGAAGUCAAGGCAAAGGAAGAUCUGUCGGCCAUGUUGUGGGACAGCGACAAGAUGAGCGCUGAUGACCUGGUUGGACGUGUUCAAAUUCCCGUCACCGAAUUGAUGGAGAAUCCGAACCAGAUGAUUCGACGAGAGGACGGCCUAAUGGGCUUUGAAGAUGCCAAUGACAUGCCAGGAAAACUCGUUUGGUCAAUCGGAUACUUUGAGAAAGCUCCCUUGAUCAAGGAGUUUGAGCGAGGUCCAACACUAGAGGAGGCCAGCAACGCAAAGACCCCACCGAAAUCGGCUCCGGAAAUGCAAAUGUUGCCAGGAGACAAAGGGCCUGAGCCAGCGAAGACUGACCUGCCACCAGCACCUCCCGACGUCGAAAAGACGAGACCCGAUCCAAAAUGGCCUUCGGGUGUUCUGUCGAUUGUUUUGCAUCAAAUCAACAAUCUUGAACGUCAAAACCUCACCGGGAAGUCUGGCAAGGAUCGUGAAGGUGAAGCUGGACAGGAUACAGAUGAUCCCUCCGAGCAAUCUGACAACUUGCCAUCUGGUUAUGGUGAAUUCAUCGUCAACGACAAUUUGGUCUACAGGACGCGAGUCAAACAAUACACCACCAACCCUUACUUUGAAGCUGGAACAGAGAUCUUUGUCCGAGAUUGGGAGAAUACCGUUGUUCGAGUGGUCAUUCGAGACUCAAGAUUACGUGAAGCGGAUCCCAUUUUGGGUAUUGUCAGUGUACGACUCAGCGAAGUGUUUGCACAGGCAAGCUCUGUCACUCAGAUGUACGCGAUCACUGAGGGCAUAGGCUUUGGAAAGGCCAACAUCUCGUUCGCGUUCCGUGGUGUUCAAACGACUUUGCCACCGAAUAUGAGAGGAUGGGAGACUGGCACGCUGGAGAUUGAAAAUGUCCGAGUCACCAUCAACGAAGACUCCAGAGAUGUCUUCAAUCCUCAUCCCACUCGCCUUCGUGUAGUGUCCACCGAGGAGACUGAAUCUCUGCCCAAGAAGGCUGCCGAGAGCCACGAGGAUGGUACGGUCGUUUGGCAAAUGGACGCGUUACGGAUGCCAAUAUACACGCGAUAUCAGUCUUCCGUCAUCUUUGAACUCGGCAAAGAAGGCGCACUGUCGGCCCUCGGUAUUGGCGCGAAGCCUGAAGCCCUUGCCGUGUUGUGGUUGCAAGACUUGACCGAUGAUACGGAACAAGAGGUCAAGCUCCCUCUUUUGACCACCGCGAACCCCGAGAAUCUCAGACAGAAUGCAAUCAACGACGAGACUGCCAAACAUCAUGAUUUCAAGGUCAUCGGCUGGCUAACUGCCAAGAUGAAGCUUGACUCGGGACUCGACGAGGAUCACGAGAAACUGCGCCUCAGCCAGGGCCGACGACACGCACUGGAAGCUUAUGAUCAUAUGGAAGGCGAAGCUGCUAUCGCAGAGCGACAGGCUCAUUUCAUGGAUGACGGAGUGAUCGACAAGGACGAGAAGAAGGCUAUUGAUAAGGCGCAUAAGAGGCAGCUCGAGAGUCGAGGUCGAGGUCCAGCUCAGAUCAAAGCCUACAGGACUGGCAAGUGGAUGCUCAGGGGUGUCAAGGACAGGAUCCCCAUUGGGAAGGACAAGACGAGGGAGCCGACGAUUCAGACGGAAGCGUAG
Kockovaella imperatae is the source of this 3402-nucleotide messenger RNA. RefSeq lists its product as hypothetical. The transcript is spliced from 10 exons. Lineage: Eukaryota; Fungi; Basidiomycota; Tremellomycetes; Tremellales; Cuniculitremaceae. Gene Ontology annotation, molecular function: lipid binding. The coding region runs from base 1 to 3402 and encodes 1133 amino acids. The record is from RefSeq and is a predicted model, not a curated record.